Molecule: messenger RNA, 1008 nt
Organism: Brassica oleracea var. oleracea
Lineage: Eukaryota; Viridiplantae; Streptophyta; Magnoliopsida; Brassicales; Brassicaceae
Exons: 2
Coding region: 280-876 (198 amino acids)
Source: RefSeq, a predicted model, not a curated record
AUUAUCCUCCUAUUGACUUUAAUGAUGAGGGGGUUGGCAAAUUGACUUUUCCUCCUAGUAAGCAUGCUCUAUUGAUUUGUGUUUCAUUUUACAAGUAAUAUUUAGGACUUUAGACAUCAUUCAUAUCAAACAAGAUAUGUUUUUCAAGUGCUGUUACAUUAGCUGAGCGUACUAAAGAAAAAGAGUUAGUUGUCAUAUGAUGGUCCGCACGUUGGUCCAAGAGUUGAAUAUAAAACUGUACGAGUCAAGGCAUCAUCACAAACCACAUCACUACACAAUAUGGGCAUUCACACAUUGCGAUGUAAGAGUGGAAAGAAAGUUAGAGAUGUCUUAUUGGAUGAGAAAGCAACAGAGAAGGCCAAGAAUCCACCUCGAGGGACAAGGCGGCGCAUAAAGAUCAUUCUGACGAGAAAGCAGCUCGAGCUGCUACUACUGAAUAGUGCAGAAGGCGUUUCCUCUAAGCUCCCAAAGACUUAUGGUAGCUGCAAGCGGAAAUGGAAGCCAUCUUUGCAGACAAUAGUAGAGAAACCAUCUCAAUCCCCAUCCUCACAAGCUGCAUUCAUCAUAGUUCUUAGCUUCAACAUAUCUCUCUCUCUGGAUCAACAAGAAAUGGAGAUUCAAGCAAGACUAAUGGAGUACAAGUUCCAUGUCAUGAUCACAAUCAUCGUGAUCGUGGUUCUGUCGUCCCUCGUGUACGCAGCACCGAGAAUCCUCGACAUAUUAGCUUACUUCUGGCCUCUGUUUGCGUCAACGGCCGCCUUCUUAGCAAUGGCAAUCACCUCCGGCGGCUUUCAACAGCUCUCAGAUGAAGCUACCGGCGAGGGAAUCAUGGAUUACGUCGCCGGACGGCCUGAAGAUUCUUACAAAUAUAAUUAAAAGAUUUGUACCCAUCUCCUAAGUCUAACAAUGUACAAAGUUGAUCCCUUUAUGUCAAAUAAAAUGUUGAUUGAUUAUAAGACUAUGCAGAAACAGAGUAUCAAUGACCAUAACAGAGUAUUAUUAAUGAAA